UGCUUAUAACUUGUCUUAUUUCCUCUUUGCUUUCGAUUUUUUUUUUUUUUUUCUAAAAAAGUAAAAUGGAAGCCAAGAUCGGUAAAUUCUUCGAGUCCGUCGCCACCUUCUUCAUCGGUGGUGAUAAUAUCCCUUGGUGCGACCGCGACGUCAUCGCUGGUUGCGAGCAAGAGGUUAUUGAAGCUCAAAAGCAUUCCUCUGAUGAGUUUAAGAAUGAAUGCAUCAUGCGAUUCUCAUGGGCUCUUGUGCACUCAAGACAACCAGAAGAUGUAAAUCGUGGCAUAGCAAUGCUUGAAUCUUCUCUAGACAACACUGCUAGUCCUCUGAUAUUAAGAGAGAAGCUUUAUCUUCUAGCUGUUGGAAAUUAUAGAAAUCAUGACUUUUCAAAGAGUAGGGAGCUGGUGGAAAAAUGUUUGAAGAUUGAACCUGAGUGGAGACAGGCACAGUCCCUUAAGAGAGCAAUUGAAGACCAGAUAAAGAAAGAUGGUAUUAUUGGCAUAGGCAUUGCUGCUACAGCUGUGGGACUGGUUGCUGGUGGGAUUGCUGCAGCUUUUUCACGGAGGAACUAACUCAACCUUCUGUUUCUCUAGUGAUCUACUGAUAUGCCGAAGAAUCUACCUAAGUGACCAUGCUUGAUGCAACUAGAACAAACUGUAGUUGAAUACAUUGUUUAUUCCUUCUUUGCUUUGAUGUAUAUUAAAGUAUAUUGGAGAGGUUGCCCUCUUUUCUACAUAAAUUUUCUUUGAAAUAGUUUACAUAUAGCUUUGGUAUUUGGAUCA
Ricinus communis (castor bean) is the source of this 779-nucleotide messenger RNA. RefSeq names its product mitochondrial fission 1 protein A. Gene Ontology annotation, cellular component: mitochondrial outer membrane; peroxisomal membrane. Gene Ontology annotation, biological process: autophagy of mitochondrion; peroxisome fission; mitochondrial fission. Gene Ontology annotation, molecular function: protein binding. The coding region runs from base 66 to 569 and encodes 167 amino acids. Lineage: Eukaryota; Viridiplantae; Streptophyta; Magnoliopsida; Malpighiales; Euphorbiaceae. The record is from RefSeq and is a predicted model, not a curated record. The transcript has 5 exons.